This is a messenger RNA of Leptopilina boulardi, 677 nucleotides long. RefSeq lists its product as uncharacterized. The transcript is spliced from 4 exons. The coding region runs from base 47 to 571 and encodes 174 amino acids. The record is from RefSeq and is a predicted model, not a curated record. NCBI's taxonomy places the organism in Eukaryota, Metazoa, Arthropoda, Insecta, Hymenoptera, Figitidae.
UUUGGAUAUUAAUCACUUACAUGAUUGGUUUAAUAGUGAUCGAAUAAUGCCGGAUAUUACUGACGAAGAUCUUAUUAUUGAAGUGCAAAAUAUGUUUUCUGAUACUAGAGAUGAGAAUCGUCGAAAAGCUACAGUUGUACCUUAUAAUGAAGAAGUUCCAAGUAAAAAAUGUAAAAGCAAAGAAGAUCAAAACCUCUGCAGAGAGAAUGAAUUCGUAGAUGUAAAUAAUCUUAGUUUUGAUAAUCAAUCAGAGAGUGCAAACAAUGAAAUAUCUUCAUUACCAGUGGAUUUAAAUUCAAUGAGUCCUACUUCAAGUAUGAAUGAUUCGACAAUUGAACAAUCAAAUGAAGAAAAAAAUGAGAUUUUAACUUUGUCAAAGGAACAUGAAAAUAAAAUUGUUAAUGAAUCUGUGGAAUAUAAAGAACAAAAAUCCGAUAAGGCAAAUGAAGUGGAUACAUUUUGCGAGAGACUAGCAGUGAGUUUGAGACGAUUACCACCGAAAACACGAUCUAGGGUCGAGAUAAAUAUAUUAAAGGUACUUUACGAAGCCGAAUUUGGAGAAAAAUUUUAAGAAGAGUGUUAUAUUAUUUUUUUAUAAAAAUUUAUCUUAUAUUUGUAAAUUUUAUAUUAUUGAUUAAAAAAAAGAAGUUGAAUUAAAAAAUUUCUACUUAUUUUUU